Messenger RNA from Lottia gigantea (owl limpet), 1293 nucleotides. RefSeq lists its product as hypothetical. The transcript has a single exon. The coding region runs from base 1 to 1293 and encodes 430 amino acids. The record is from RefSeq and is a predicted model, not a curated record. NCBI's taxonomy places the organism in Eukaryota, Metazoa, Mollusca, Gastropoda, Lottiidae.
AUGGAAACCAGUAUCAAUAAAUUACCCUCAGUUGUUAUAACCCAGAUAUUGGCUGGAUUAAAUUGGAGAGAUAAACUCAAUGUUAUCAAAGCCAUAACACCAUGGGCAGUUUCUUUAGAAUCUUCAAGCUCUUGGCCCUUAUUAACUCUGUCCUUUACUGAUAGCAAAGUUAUUGCAAGAGAGGAAGAAGAAGAGGGACUGAUUAAUAAUUUAUAUGUUUGUAUUGAAAAAUAUGGAAAGUACAUGAAACAAAUAGUGAUAAGUUAUAGUAGAGAGGAAACCACUUCUUUAUAUCUUCUAUUAUCAACCAUUUCUAGAAAUUGUGUGAAACUCAUAUCAUUCCAUGUGUACAUUAAACCAAAAUUCUUUCAAAUCAUAUCUUUACCAAUUUUAGAUAAAUAUAUAGAAAUCAUUAAAAGAACUUGUAUCAAAGAUAUCAAACUCAGAAUAAUUGAAAGUGCUGUUAUAUCCUCAGAUUUUAAUUUGUUUCAAGAAAUCGCUCAAAAUGAUCUCCAAAAUAAAGUCACAUCGUUAAAAUUUUCAAUGUCAGAUUUCAACCCUUUUGUGAAUGAAAUUAACAUAUACAACUUUUCCUUUCUGGAGAGUUUCCCAAAUUUAGAAUACUUAGAAAUUGAUCAAAGACAUAUAACCACUGACCUAAUUUUAAAUCUUGUCACAAAAAGUUUGAAAGAACUAACUUUACUUCAAGUGGAAGAUAAUGACAAUGGUGUUUUAAAUAAGUUCUCUGAUACAAUAUGGAAGUCAUUACUGAAAAUGGCACCGUGUUUUCAUUUUAACCUUUCAUUGUAUAAUGUUAAUAUUUCGCUUGAUCAGCUUUCACCUUAUAUGCCUCUGUAUAAAUUGACAUUGGACGGAGCAACUGUGCCUUAUAUAACUACUACUAUGUUAGAGGAUAUCAGUAGAAAAUAUCAUAAAACGCUUCAAGCCUUCUGUUGCAAUAACUCCAUGUAUUAUGAAAUGGUGGACAGUCAAUUCGAAGUGGCAUUACUGAAUUUGGUAAAGAAGUGUGAGAACCUUACAAAGCUUGUAUAUGACUAUCCAAUACAUAGUUCAACAGUCCUGUUAUUAGCUAAAUGUCGAAAAUUUAAGAAAUUGAAAAUCUUGUGCUGUGAAGUGAAUUAUGAUUGUGUGGAAUUUUUAAACAAUUAUCCUACUCAGUUAUUACAAUGGUUAAAUAACUGUGAAUAUAGUUAUAAUGUGAACUCUCUAGAAGGAUCUGUGUCUAGUUUAUUGAAUCAUAAGUGGCAUUUAGUUGAAAGAAAUAAAUACUGA